Molecule: messenger RNA, 582 nt
Organism: Schistocerca americana (American grasshopper)
Lineage: Eukaryota; Metazoa; Arthropoda; Insecta; Orthoptera; Acrididae
Exons: 6
Coding region: 1-582 (193 amino acids)
Source: RefSeq, a predicted model, not a curated record
AUGGACAACUCCAGGCGUUGCAUCACUGCCGUUGUGUGUCUGCUGCUGCUCUAUACAGCAUCUUGUACGUUCAACAUUUGUACGGCGGAGAGGGCUUCCAGGAGCAUACCGUUCCUUGUCUAUCCAAAUGGAGGAGCUCUUAAGUGGGUCGUCGGUCUGUCUAUUCCGGUGAAGGUGUCCAACCGCUCGGUUGGGAUGCUCCUGCAGUUCCAAGGGCUGUACGCGCAUCCCUCAAACAUAAGCGAGAUAUCACAACACUUCCCUCUGAAUGUUGGCCGUGCUGCCAUCUAUGCAGUUUUCACUUCGAUAAUGAACGCGCUAGGCACGGACGGCCACGCGUGCCUGCUGAGGGCUGUCUGCGAGGCGGCCGAAACGCCGCUGCUGCACAACGGACUGUUUGGGGAGGUGGCGCACCUGUUGCUGACGCCAAGCGACGGCGACGCCGGUCUGGCAGAGCACGUGCUGGCCCGGGAGGCGGGCAGGGGAGGGUGCCGGCGGCGGUACGCGGCCUGCCCAAGGGGUCGCGGCCUGCUCGACGCCGUCUCCACCCUGUCUGUGGACUCACAGCACUGGGAUCGCUGA